GGGCAUGAAGGCUCCUGAGUUCAGAGGCUCAUCGUCAGUCUGUCCCAGUACCCAGGCUGGUCUCAGGUGCCGUUGAAUGUCGCUAUCAGACGUAGCUAACCAGUUUGCUUGUUUUUGCUUUUUGUCCUGCAGUGUCAGACCCGCGGAGUACCACGGAGUACACGUGACUCGUUUUAAUCCAACUCUGGUUAUGAUGUCGGACCUCCGGUAUCCACACUGGAAUCCUGCCUUAUCCCCCCAGGCCGCAAGACAUCGGUGGAGAAGUUGUUCACGUCCCAGGUGUAGCUACGCCCCUGGAAGGUGAAUGCCAACCAACAUUCACACUCAGGAUGGACGGGCAUGGAGAAAAAUGCAUUAGCCAAAUCAACUACUGGACAAAAUGGCAAGGUGAUCAUGCACGACCCCUUCGCCAUGCGGCCGUUCUUCGGUUACAACUUCGGCGACUACCUCGCUCACUGGCUGAGCAUGCAGACCCGGAAGGCCCCCACUCACCUGCCCAAGAUCUUCCACGUAAAUUGGUUCAGGAACCCGGCGAGCGGCGCCUUCCUGUGGCCCGGGUUCGGCGAGAACGCGCGCGCCCUGGAGUGGAUCUUCAAGCGCUGCGGCCGGGAGAGGGAGGAGGAGGCGGCCAAGAGGAGCAUCAUCGGCUGGCUGCCAGAGGAUGGCGCCAUCGACACCAAAGGUCUGGGCAGCGAUGUGGAUAUGGGGGCCCUGUUCGACGUGCCCAGGUCUUUCUGGCAGAAGGAGACGAAGGAGUUGAGAGCCUACUUCUCCCAGCAAGUUGGAGCCGAUCUACCUGCUCAGGUGGAGGCGGAGCUUAAGGCGCUGGAGGAGCGAGUGCACAAGUAGAAGCCGGAAACAGGCCGGUGGUCGCUGAAGACUCAGGAUGCAGAUUGUUAAGGUGCACUCAGAAGUCACUGGUUAGGUUUACACACACACACACACACACACACACACAGCUAGAUCCCUAAUCA
Gasterosteus aculeatus aculeatus (three-spined stickleback) is the source of this 974-nucleotide messenger RNA. Lineage: Eukaryota; Metazoa; Chordata; Actinopteri; Perciformes; Gasterosteidae. The record is from RefSeq and is a predicted model, not a curated record.